CAGCUGCUCGUUCUUGUCAAUGGACAGCUGAGAGUCUCAGGUGGCGGAGAAGGCAGCGGUGGAGCUGAUUUGUUCUCUAGUGUGACUGUGGAUCUCCGGUCCUGUGCGCCCCACCACCGCUCCACUGCUUGCCCCAUCAUCCUCCUCCUAAUCAGAGCUACUAACUGACUGUGGACCUCUGUUCACUGACAUGUACCCAGGACUCCUUCUCCUCUUCACCCUCCUGGCUGCUGGCUGCCAUGGGAAGCUGGUGGAAUCCUGCCCAACAAAUUGUGUAUGUCCCAAAGAAGCACCAUCCUGCGCCCCUGGCAUCAGCCUUGUGACAGACUCCUGUGGGUGCUGUAAGGUUUGUGCCCGCCAGUACAACCAGGACUGCAAUCUGAGACACCCAUGUGACCACAUCAAGGGGCUGCACUGCGAUUUUGGGGCUGACCCCUCAUCUCCUGCAGGCAUCUGUCGAGCAAAGUCUGAAGGCCGACCCUGUGAAUUUUUUGGCCAGAUCUACCAAAAUGGAGAGAACUUUCAGCCCAACUGCAAGCACCAGUGCACCUGCAUGGAUGGAGUGGUCGGUUGCAUGCCCCUGUGUCCCCAGGAAAUGGCCCUGCCUAGCGUAGACUGCAUCAAUCCCAGGCUGGUGAAGGUCCCCGGCCAGUGCUGUGAGGUAUGGAUGUGUGACAGCAACCACAUCUCCGAAGACUCAGGGGACCAAACUAACGGAGACGUAGAAGACUCCUUGAAGUCCUCUGAAGAGAUGGUAGAGCAAGAAGACGUUGAGCCAGUGUCCAGCAAUGAGCUCAUAACUUUGGUCCGCAAUGGGUUUAAGGUCGACCCAGGUCUUGGUCCCCAUCCACAACCUGAUCGUUCUAGCUGUGCCAUUCAGACCACAGAAUGGUCCCAAUGCUCAAAAUCCUGUGGCAUGGGCAUGUCUACCAGGAUAACCAACGACAACCCACAAUGCAAACUCAUGAAGGAAACUCGUCUGUGCCAAAUUCGACCCUGUAAAGACCCCUUACCAACAAAACCCAAGAAUGGCAAGAAAUGUACCAGAAUAAAGAAAGCCAAGCAAGCUGUGCACUUCACCUAUGCCGGCUGCACCAGCGUACGACGGUACAAACCACAAUACUGCGGCUCUUGUUCAGAUGGACGGUGCUGCACCCCCUCAAAGACCCGAACAAUGCGUGUUCGCUUUCGCUGUGAUGAUGGAGACACCUUCCAGAAAAGUAUGAUGUGGGUGGAAAAGUGUCGCUGUCACCAAAACUGCCCCUAUCACAGUGAGCUGUCUUACCCCCAUUACCGGUUACACAAUGACAUCCAUAAGUUCACAGACUGAGUGGGGACAUGAUAUACCCUUUGGACAUAUGGGGUGGUGGCUAUAAUCUAUGGCUCCCCAACUUUCAAACCGUUUCCAACUUACAGGGCCCGAUCACCAAGAACUUGGUGGUGAAGCAGGAAUGGUGCGUCUACACCCAAGUGUGGUCUAGAGACCUGUGACUUUCCAUUCACCAGUGUGGAAGCGUGGGAUGCAUGACCCUCGGCUUAGUCAUGGUAGCAAGGCAGCAUUGCUGACUUUUUCAUGGGUGAAGAAAACAGCUGUUUUUAGUUGUUAAAAUGCUGUAUAAAUUGAUAUUUUAAAUCUGGAGUUAAUUCACACGAUUCACAAUUACGGGAAAAUUCAGUAAACCUUUGUUGUAAGAACGGUAUUACAGAAGAAUAAGCUGGAGAUGUCCCACCAAGUUGGUGCUGGGUUGACCAGUUCUUGUUUCCUGGCGUUAUGGAGAAUAUAGCACUAAUUGUCAUGAAUUGCCUUUCAAACCAGCGUAGAUCAUUAUAUGUUUGGAUCUACUCAAAAGUCCCUAUGACUAAGGUUCUAAAAGAGUACCUAAGUUAGUUUCUAGUAUUGACUAGCAAAAUAGAGUAGUUAAUACAGUCACUUCAUGAUCUUGAGACCAGGAGUAGUGGUGAAGACACACGCCUCCACCGUAAAACUGUGUGACUCUAAAGCAGUGAUGGCGAACCUUGGCACCCCAGAUGUUUUGGAACUACAUUUCCCAUGAUGCUCAUGCACUCUGCAGUGUAGUUGAGCAUCAUGGGAAAUGUAGUUCCAAAACAUCUGGGGUGCCAAGGUUCGCCACCACUGCUCUAAAGCAUAGACCAGAGGCUCUUAGCCUUCCAAAGUAAAAACCCUAUCUGACCCAAAUCAGAUAUAUGAUAAUCUUGUAUGAACCUCAACUGUAGAAAAAGCAUCUUGAAGAAACUAUGAAACGGAAAGUGGACUAUAACUGACGUUAUGUCUAGUUUGCUGGAUGGAAGUGCUUAUGUAGUGAUGUAGUUAAUAAGAUGUCUAAUUAGACAAUGGUAAAGCUUUAUGUGCUAUCAGAUACAAGUUGUUACCAAUAAUUUGGUUCUUGGUCUAUACAAUGGGCUAAGAAGUUCAUUCCUGAUAAUUUGGCACCUAGCUGGCAUUCGGAUUGGGCUGUGGUUGGUGGAGGCAGCCUCACCCAAUUGCCCUUUUUUUUUUUUUUUUUUUUUUUUAAACAAGGGAAUUUUAAAAUUCACUUUGUUUUCUUGCAAAAGCACUUUAAAAACCUGCAUGAGAAAACCCUUUAAUUUGUCACUUACCCCACUGACCUCAGCAGUAGUUUUCAACCUUGCUGAAAUGAACUUCCCUCCAAAGAAGUGACCAUAGGAUCUUUAGCAAUAACGAUCUGUAUGAUAAAAAAAUCCUUAGAAUUAAAGAGAAAUUUAAGUAGAGAAUUUUAAUAAACACUUUGGUCUGGCAAAUAUUGCAUAGUACGACUACUGCACAAUUGUGGCAGAAAAUGACUAGUAAUCAGCAUUAUUAAACAAUCUUCUCUUAAACCAAAUUGAAUUAACUUUUAUGAAUUAUGACCAGUACAGGAUGACUUCUUAUUGGGUUACUGUACUUUGGGGUUCAAUUAUUGUGGAGAAUAUAUCAAAAUGAAAAAAUUCAUAAAACAAUUACACAAUCCAUAUUUUAAUUUGUUAAAAAUUGCCUGUCCUUUUCAAACUGCAACACUAUAAUGUUUCUUUAAAACUCAAUGCAAUAUGGCAACCUGGGAACUUUCUGUAUACAGUUCAUGUAGAAACCUCUCCGAAAAAUUUAAUUUCCUGUUUGGUUAAAAACUUGUUUUUGGUGAGACGUCUCCUAAGGGUUAAUCCCUUCAAAAGAAAUGCAAAUGCGGUAACUUUUCUCAUCAAAGUACAGAAAGUGCAUCAGAUGAAAUUGUUAACUCCCAUUCAGAAUAGGUGUCCACAAGACGUGGUGGAAUAAACCACUUUUUAUUCAGAGUAGAAAAAGGUAGAAAUUUGAAACAAACUUUGUUUAAAAGCCCAGCACUGUACAUUGAUCACCUAGAGCAGGGGUCUCCAAACUUUUCAAACAAAGGGCCACUUUAUUGUCCUUCAGACUUUAGGAGGGCCGAAUUGU
Messenger RNA from Rana temporaria (common frog), 3448 nucleotides. RefSeq names its product CCN family member 1-like. The record is from RefSeq and is a predicted model, not a curated record. The coding region runs from base 191 to 1330 and encodes 379 amino acids. NCBI's taxonomy places the organism in Eukaryota, Metazoa, Chordata, Amphibia, Anura, Ranidae. The transcript has 5 exons. Gene Ontology annotation, cellular component: extracellular region. Gene Ontology annotation, biological process: signal transduction. Gene Ontology annotation, molecular function: protein binding.